This is a messenger RNA of Caenorhabditis remanei, 2199 nucleotides long. RefSeq lists its product as uncharacterized. Gene Ontology annotation, cellular component: membrane; Golgi trans cisterna; Golgi medial cisterna. NCBI's taxonomy places the organism in Eukaryota, Metazoa, Nematoda, Chromadorea, Rhabditida, Rhabditidae. Bases 1 to 2199 code for a protein of 732 amino acids. The transcript has 15 exons. The record is from RefSeq and is a predicted model, not a curated record.
AUGGGAGCUCAGGGAAGUCGAGUGGAUUUUAAGCAAGCUGUUUUGGAUUUGACCUCUAAACCGGGAAAAGACGAUGAACAAUUCUGGGAUCAAGCUUGGUGGCCAGAUUCAGUCAAUGAUAUCUUUGCCAUGAUUCCAGGAGAAGACAUUCGCAAACUUAGAGAUGAAUCUCCGAAAAACUUGGCUACCCUGGUUUACAAAGCAGUUGAGAAAAUCCAGUUCUCGAAAAACCAUCCAGGCAACAUUGAUCAAAAGAAGACUAUCAAUGCUAUCCGACUGCUGACCAGGAUGAUUCCGUACAUGUUGGAAGAUGCUGAGUGGAGAGGCUACUUCUGGUCUCCGAUUCCCCAUGGCGACGCUACGAAACCACUGGCAGCGGUACUUCUCGAGACACUCUCUGACCUACUUUUCUGCCCGGAGUUCACCAUUACUCAUGCAAACGGACAAAAAGUGAAUGACCUCUCAACGAUUGAUUCGUGUGAAUACAUUUGGGAAGCAGGAGUUGGAUCUGGAAACAAACCUCCGAUGGUUGCUCAGCAUUAUCAGAACCGCUCGGAAAUUCUGAAGCUCUUGCUCACUUGCUUCUCAGAAGUCAUCUAUGCUCCAGUUUCUGAUGAAAACCGCCUCCGAUGGAUCUGCCACUUCACCGCAGUCACCAACCCACAUGUUCUACCAAUUUUCACUUCACUUCUAAAUAUUGUAUGUGCCUAUGACCCAGUUGGAUACGGACUCCCUUACAACUAUCUGCUCUACAACGACUCAAGAGAGCCGCUGGUCGAGAUUGCCCUUCAAGUGUUGAUUGUAUGCCUUGAUAAGGAAAGUCAACCGAAAUCCGAUGACUCUGGAUAUCAAGACAACUACUUCAUCAACUACUUGAGCAGAAUUCACAGGGAGGAGGACUUUGACUUCAUGUUGAAAGGAAUAACCCGUCUCUUGAGCAACCCUAUUCACUCAUCAUCGUCCUAUUUGCCAAAUUCCACAAAGCGAGUAAAUUUCCAUCAAGAGUUGUUGGUUCUUCUCUGGAAAUGUUGCGAGUUCAAUCAAAAAUUCAUGUUCUACGUUCUCAAGACUUCUGACGUUCUCGACAUUCUGGUUCCAAUUCUCUACCACAUUUCGGAUGCUAGAAAUGACUCUGCGAGAGUCGGUCUUAUUCACAUGGGAGUUUUCAUUAUUCUGCUGCUCAGUGGGGAACGCAAUUUUGGAGUCCGUCUCAACAAACCCUAUACGGCGAAGGCUAAUAUCAAUGUGCAGGCAUUCACAGGGACUCAUGCUGACUUGUUAAUUUUGGUUUUCCACAAACUCAUCACCACUGGAAACUAUAGACUUCAAUCCCUAUUCGACUGCUUUUUGACAAUCAUGGUCAAUGUGUCACCAUAUAUGAAGUCACUAUCAAUGGUGGCGGCAAACAAACUCGUACAUCUUGUCGAAGCAUUCUCAACUCCGUGGUUCCUUUUCUCUUCACCGACCAAUCCUCAACUGGUUUUCUCGCUCCUUGAAGUGUUCAACAAUGUCAUUCAAUACCAAUUUGAUGGUAAUUCUAAUUUGAUCUACACCAUCAUCCGGAAGAGGAACGUGUUUUACCAACUCUCCAAUCUUUCAACUGAUGCUGCAUCUAUUGCUAAGACUCUUUCGGGAAGGAAGAAUAAAUCUGCCAAUAGAGAUGAAAUGGUUGAUCAGUUGAAGAGUCCAACUACAGCAACACCUCCAGAGUUCCCAGGAGCUGGAGCCGGACCAGGAACCGCAUCACCUGCAGCAGGACCGAGCACUACGGCAGGACUUGCUGCUACUCCUGCACUUGCAACAAUGACUGGAAACGUAGGAAGUUGGGAAGAAAAACCGACCGCUCCGGAAGUUCCGGAGGAGUGGAUUGCAACUCAAGAAUGGGCUGAGGCAUGGAAGUCAAAAUUGCCAUUGCAAACUAUUAUGCGGCUGCUUCAAGUUUUGGUUCCGCAGGUGGAGAAGAUCUGCAUUGACAAAGGUCUCACCGAUGAAAGCGAGAUUCUGAAAUUCUUGCAACAUGGAACCCUCGUUGGACUUCUCCCAGUGCCACACCCAAUUGUGAUCCGUAGAUAUCAAACCAACGUUGGCACCAACCAUUGGUUCCGCAUUUACAUGUGGGGUGUGAUUUAUCUCAGAAACACCCAACCACCAAUUUGGUAUGACACAGAUGUGAAACUUUUCGAGAUUCAACGAGCGUGA